This is a messenger RNA of Fusarium pseudograminearum CS3096, 633 nucleotides long. RefSeq lists its product as uncharacterized. Bases 1 to 633 code for a protein of 210 amino acids. The transcript has 2 exons. NCBI's taxonomy places the organism in Eukaryota, Fungi, Ascomycota, Sordariomycetes, Hypocreales, Nectriaceae. The record is from RefSeq and is a predicted model, not a curated record.
AUGGCUGAAUCCUCCAUGGACGAGUUGAUUUACUCUCUAUCAUUAUUGAGUAUAUCGGAAGAGACUCAGGAAGAGCAACAUGAAUUUCGUCACGAAGAAAAUACGCACGAUGACAAUAACGAGGCAUCCUCCAUUGAGGCGACCAAGAUCGAGCAAGCUAUCAAGAUUGAGCCAGCGCCAAAAUCCUCGAUGUACCCCGCCCUUCAUGAAUACGUUGUCCGGGCUCUCGGCAAGAAGCUCAAGUACUCAUUCCGGGAUCACAAUACUAAGGUCGACAUAAAGCGCCAGUCCGAUACCACUGUUAUCGGAAAGUUUGAGUGUCGUAGGCCCAACGGCCAUCGGCACAAGUGGAACAGCAAUUGCAUUGCCAUUACUAUCCGCGAGUAUAGGGAUAGGUCCUACAAUGUCCUCGUGUACCACCAGCGUUGCUCGAAAUGCUUGAGACCGACCCGUGCAGAAGUCGACAAACUUUUAUACGCGGAGAGAGUGGCGUUCUAUCUCAAGAGAUGGAACGGUGUCAAAGCCAAGCGGGUUGAACGUCAUGUGUCUCCCAAUGGAGAUCAUAUGGAGAAAUUAUGCCAGGGUUGCAAGGAAGGGCAUUGCACGAAGAGGAAGUCGCGUCUAAGAAUCUGA